AUGGAUACUACGUUCAAACGCGAUGCUACCCCUCGGAAAUUCAGGGGACGAGGAAGCAGGCAACUGAGUCCCAACUUGAACCUCAUUGCACCACUGACAAGUGCCGGCACCGGGGUCGCCUCCUGGUCUUUACAAAGAAAGCCGUCGGACUCAACGCCCGAAUCAAACUGUCAGCCCACGUGCGAGAAGCCAUCGGCCCAAAAGCAGACAAAUCAAUCCAUCACCCGCCCCUUGGUGACAAUGGUCGAAGUCGCCAUUCCAGCUUACGAACUGAAAGGCGCUACUACUACAGUAGACGACCCGAGUAACCACAACACCGACAAGAUGGAACUUGACGCGUCCCACCCCGAAGAGCCAGUGGUGGCGGAAAAUCAGGAUUGUCGCAAUGAGACAACCCAAUCAGCAGCCACAGGGAUGAUCCCGUCGAGCCCGGUGCCGGAGCCAUGCAGUUGUGACGAGGUUGACAUCUUCAAACAACCCGAGACGAACACCAUCACAGGGAACCAACUGGUCGCCGAGGUACGCACAAUCUAUACCGGCCUCGUGAUGGUUGAAAAGAAAUGUUGCCAAGUCGAUAAGCAGCAAAGCGAGGUGGAUAGCGAAUUGACCGCCACUCAGUGGCAGGCAAUCAUAUCCUUGCAUCGCACGCUGCUGAAUGAGCAUCACGAUUUCUUCCUCGCAUCUCAACACCCUUCUGCGAGCGCCUCACUGAAAGAUCUCCCUGAAAAACAUAACAUGCCCGUCCGCAUGUGGAAACAUGGCAUAAUGGGCCUCUUGGAAGUGUUUCGGCUGCGACUGCCGGAUUCCAAUGAGUUCAUGCUGGACUUCUUCUACAUGGCCUUUUCCAUGUUAACGUUGUUCUUGGAGAGUGUGCCGAGGUUUCGUCAAUUUUGGAUUGAAUGCCUUGGUAAGCUGGCCGAAUAUCAGAUCACUGUGAAGACCUCGGACAUAAGCGGGCAAAGACACUGGGCCAAUGUCGGACGAGACUGGUAUAUUCGAGGCGCAACCAAUUGUCCCGCGAAUGGACGACAUCACCGUGGCCUGGCCACUUUGUUGCAUCCCAAACUAUCGCCCUCUGCAGGAUCACAGUCUUCUCUAGGACUCCUGCAUCAGUUUUAUCAUUACACGAAAGCACUGAGCGCUCUUGACUCUUGUCAAAGUGUGCGUGAAGACCUCAGUCUGUUACUCAAGCACUUCAAAUAUGCUACAACAGCGCAUAGGCCUGAUCUGACCACUGCCCUGUUGACCGUUCAUUACACCCUUUAUCGGAAAGGGCCAAAACAUGAUUUCAAUAACAGGAUGAAUGAUUUCUUCGAGGUUCUGAAACCGUUCUUGGGAAUCAAAGCCUGGCCGCAUGAGAUGGGAUCACAUCUCAUGUCCUGUAACUUUGCGUCUGUUCUCGGGUAUGGGGAUACCAAAAGUCUGUUUGCUAGAGAGUUUGAGCGACUCGGGAAAUAUUGCUCAGUCUCAUGUGUGACGACACACGCUGUAGUGCUGUGGGAAGAAUUGGACAAUCGGAUAUCAACGGACGACACACAUACUGAGGAGACAACAGCAGCCGGAAUGGCUGACAGAUGCUCGCCGACGCUGUUGAAUGCCGCCAAAUUUUCAUUUCAGACUCUAUCGUUCCUGUUGCGACGGGACAGAUAUAAUUUUUCCGCGUGGUCCGAAGUACAUGUAUCCUUGGUAUUCAUCUGGGCCCUCGCUCUUUGUCCGUUUGGCAUGCGAUGGGUUGAAAAGAUGAUCCCAUGGCGAGAGCUUGUGCGCUUUCUCAACCAUCUCGCCGAUGACCCGCCGGAUCACUGUGAGAUCGAUCCAUCCGAGACUCCCUGGAUAGCGGGAAAACCGUAUGAGUACCUUCCGGAAGACUUCAUCAUCGGUGGGCAGACAUGGGCAGGGCUUUAUUAUCCCACGGGCUUCUUCGAAGCCGCUUCGUUGAUAGACGAGGAAGACCUCUUGCCGACCUGGCGUCAAAAGUGCCUUCGUUGGCACCGAUGUCUGUGGCUUGGUCACCGAAUCGCACAGGUAAGCUACACGGUGUCUUUUUCUUGCUAA
This is a messenger RNA of Penicillium diatomitis, 2055 nucleotides long. RefSeq lists its product as uncharacterized. Gene Ontology annotation, biological process: nuclear-transcribed mRNA catabolic process, nonsense-mediated decay. Bases 1 to 2055 code for a protein of 684 amino acids. Gene Ontology annotation, cellular component: telomerase holoenzyme complex. The transcript has a single exon. The record is from RefSeq and is a predicted model, not a curated record. Lineage: Eukaryota; Fungi; Ascomycota; Eurotiomycetes; Eurotiales; Aspergillaceae. Gene Ontology annotation, molecular function: protein binding; telomeric repeat DNA binding; telomerase RNA binding.